Messenger RNA from Drechmeria coniospora, 1428 nucleotides. RefSeq lists its product as uncharacterized. Gene Ontology annotation, cellular component: membrane. The record is from RefSeq and is a predicted model, not a curated record. The coding region runs from base 1 to 1428 and encodes 475 amino acids. The transcript has a single exon. Gene Ontology annotation, biological process: polysaccharide biosynthetic process. Gene Ontology annotation, molecular function: acyltransferase activity, transferring groups other than amino-acyl groups. NCBI's taxonomy places the organism in Eukaryota, Fungi, Ascomycota, Sordariomycetes, Hypocreales, Ophiocordycipitaceae.
AUGGAUUUUUUUAAGGAUGCUUUUCUUAUCAUUCUCCCGAGUUAUCUCUCUCGCGCUCUCCAGGGUCGCACCGCGCCAUCGCCGAAGCUUACGCCAACGUCAAGCCUGAAUGGGCUCCGAGGAAUCGCCGCCGUCAUCGUUCUCUUGUUCCACACCAUCUGGGCCUACUCGAUAACGGUAGAUCUCGGAUAUGGAUACAUGGGACAGAAUUUGUCGAUUUUGCAACUCCCAUUUUUGCGAAUCGUCCAUGCCGGCCACGCCAUGGUCUGCAUCUUCUUCGUCGUCGGCGGAUAUGUCAUAUCUCUGAAGCCAUUGCGUCUCAUGCGCCAGGACCGGUGGGAUGAUCUGUUCAAGACUGUCAGCUCGAGUCUGAUGCGACGCGGCGUCAGGUUAUAUAUGCCCCCCUUGGUGGCAACUUUGGUAACGGCCAUGACCGUACACAUGGGCUGGUGGGAAUCUGGACGGGCCAACAUCGCCGCCAACCGUGAACUUUUCUACUACGUAGACUACCAACCAGUCCGUCAGCCAACCUUUCUGUCACAACUAGACGACUGGCGGAGCCGAGUAACGCCCCUCUUCAACCUCUGGGGUCCCCAGGGUUACUUUGGCGAAUAUGAUCCUCAUCUCUGGACGGUGCCGCAAGAGUUUCGCUGCUCAGUUCUUGUCACACUCGCACUCGUUGCCUUUGCCCCCUUCCGCACCUCGUGCCGUUGGCUGUUCAUGUUCGCUCUUAUUGUGUACGCCGCUGCCUGGACCCGCUGGGAGGCUGUCCUGUUUCUCGCAGGCGCUUGGCUCGCCGAGAUCGACAUGGUCACGAACGCACGCAGCGAGAAGGAAGGGGGAGAUGCAGCAAAUAUCCUGGUGAGAUGGGCCGACGAGACUGGUAAUGGCUCGACGAUCCGCCUUUAUUCGAUGCUGCAUCGAAAAAUGAAGACCGUCGCACCCCCAGUGAUCUUUCUACUUGGCCUGUACCUAAUGUCAUGCCCGCCAGUGGCCUUCCACGCGGCGCCUGGCUACGCCUGGCUGUCGUCGCUAAUUCCAGAAAACUUCCAAGGUGAGGACAGGAAACGAUUCAUCCACGGUGCUGGCGCCAUCAUCACCGUCUGGGCCGUGUGCAACUCGUCAACCAUUCAACGGCCUUUUUUGACCAGAUUUGCGCAGUACUUGGGCGAGAUCAGCUACUCACUGUACAUUGUCCACGGGCCUUUCGUGCAUAUGAUUAGCUAUGCCAUUACCCCUGCGAUUUGGCGUUACUUUGGGACAGAAACUACGACCAAGUGGGCGGCCGGGUGCUUUCUCGGAAACUUGUUCACGUUUGUCAUUAUUUUCUGGGUUGCCGACUUAUUCUGGAGAAUGGUGGAUACGCGGUCGGUUGAGUUUAGCAGACUGCUGGAAAAGCUUUGUGUACAGACGGGGAGCGAGAAGUAG